AUGGCUACUCAUCAGCUUUUACAGACUAGGCAAAAGAACAAGUCCUCUAAGGAGCUGUUGUUCCCCAACAAAAUUGCUACUGAGCAGCAGUCUGUGGUGCUGGUGAAAAGACUUCUGGCCACCUCUGUGUCCUGUAUAACGUACAUGAGAGGGCUGUUCCCAGAGAGCUCUUACGGAACUCGUUAUUUAGAUGACCUCUGUCUAAAAAUUCUCCGAGAAGAUAAAAGCUGUCUGGGAUCAUUGCAGAUAGUCAAGUGGAUUCAAGGUUGUUUUGAUGCUUUGGAGCGGCAGUAUUUACACAUUGCUGUCCUCGCAAUUUACACCAAUCCCAAGGAACCGGAGACAGUGACCGAACUGUAUCAGUUCAAAUUCAAGUACAAAAAGGAGGUGCCCCAGAUGGACAUCAUCAGCAACCAAAUGAACGUGGUGAAUGGGGUGUGCAGCAAGGAUGUUAGACAGGCCAGCAGGCUCCUGAUCCGUAAGCUGUACCUGUUAAUGCAAAACCUCGGGCCGCUUCCUGAUGACGUUACCCUGACCAUGAAACUCCUCUAUUACAAUGACGUAACUCCCAAGGAUUACCAGCCCCCAGGCUUUAAGGAAGAUGGCAACGCUGGUGACCUGUUGUUUGAUGGCGAUCCUGUCAACCUGAGAGUAGGGUCAGUCUCCACUGGGUUCCACCUCAUGAAAGUGAGAGUCAUAACUGAAAAGAAAAGAAUGGGCACCGUUGAAAGCAACCUGAUCCAGAAGAAUGGCCCUACUGAGAUCUCCCAUCAAGGGUUAGACUGUGAUGAAGAGGAAGAGGAGGGGAGCACAAAGAAUCGCCCUCUCCCUGUCCAAGCAGAUUCAAGUGAGUGUGGACGGGACAAAAGUGACACCCAUCCAGGCUGGAAAACGGAAACAUCUUUUUACUUUCAAGAUACAGGUGGAAAGAAGACGGGAAUAAAGGAGACAGGCAGGAUGCUUUGCUCAAGGGCAUCUCAGCAGCUAAGCUGCCUGAACCUUGCAUUUAGCCAGCAAGAGGUGAUAGGACCCAAGAAGAAAAGGAAGGUCAGUGAACCGGAGAAGCCGCUUCUGGAAGGCGGGAAAUUAUGUUCAUUCUGA
Molecule: messenger RNA, 1101 nt
Organism: Balearica regulorum gibbericeps (East African grey crowned-crane)
Lineage: Eukaryota; Metazoa; Chordata; Aves; Gruiformes; Gruidae
Source: RefSeq, a predicted model, not a curated record